CAAUGAUCCAUUGUUUUCAUUAACUAAUUCUUCGUUUUGUAACAAUCCAAACUCGAGUUCAAAAUCCAAUAUCGAUCCCAACGAAAUCAAUAAAUUAUUGAAAAUCAAGAAAAGUCGUAAUAAUAGAAAAAGACUGGUUAGAAAAAAUAGUAAUAAUGAUAAUAAGUAUACUAAAAAUGUAGUAAAUACUCCUCGCCCCAGAUCAAACAACAAUUCAAUCGUCAUUAAAGAUGAUAAUAUAUGUGAUGAUAUUUCUAUCGUUGCCAAUUGCAAAAAAAACAAAGAGUUUCAUAAUUACUUUAAUUCAUUGCCUGACACUGAACUUUUAAUCAACGAUUAUGGAUGUGCAUUGCAAAGAGAAAUAUUGGCACACGGAAGGAUUUAUGUUUCGAAAAAUUAUAUUUGUUUCUGUGCAAAUAUUUUUGGAUGGGUGACAAAUGAGAUAAUUUCAAUAUCUGAAAUCGCUUCAAUCGAGAAAAAAAUGUCUGCCUUUGUUAUACCAAAUGCAAUAUUGAUCACUACAAAAGAUUCAAAGGAGUAUUUCUUUACAUCAUUUUUAUCGCGUGAUUGUGUCUACGAUUUAUUAGUUAGUUUAUAUAAAAUUGAAAAUAAAGAAGAAAUGGAUUUAGAAGAAAAUAAUCCUGGCGAUGGUUGUGGGAAGAAAGAAGGAACCACAACAAUUGUUAGUUCAGAAAAUGAAUGCAGUGAUAUCGAAAAAAGAAAAAGCUUAACAAAAAAUAUUAGUUCGAAAUUAAAAAAUUUGUCAAAUAGAAGAAAACGAGAAACAAUAACAGCGUCUUCACCCAUUCCAACUAGAUUCAUAAUGUUAGAUACUGAAUUUCCUGGUACAAUUGAAGAAAUAUAUAAUUUAUUAUUCGCAAGUAAUUUCUUCUCUGACUUCAUUACAAAUCAUGAAAAUAAUGAUGAUACAAACAUCGGUGAAUGGGUUGAAGAAGACGGUAAACGAGUUCGUUUUGGAAGUUACACCAAAAAAAUUCCCAAUUCAUUUAAGAUAGGCCCAAAGACAACAAAAGUACACUUAAAGGAUGAAUUGAUUCAUUGUGAUUUUACUAGGUAA
Entrophospora candida is the source of this 1078-nucleotide messenger RNA. Lineage: Eukaryota; Fungi; Glomeromycota; Glomeromycetes; Entrophosporales; Entrophosporaceae. The record is from the annotation of a GenBank genome assembly.